GUACCAUAUGAGUACUUGCCUUGCGCUGUAAAGCUGAGCGAUAAUUAGUCGGAUAGAUGUUCCGUUGCUAGCAAUGCUAGGGUCGGAGUAACUUCAUAGUCAGACCCAGAGCGAGACGCACAGACAUGUUAUUCAGCGCUAGCCGUUUGCGGCAUACGAACCUUUUGCCUGCGACUGCUUGCUUGUUAUGUUUUUUAUCAUGCUUGUCAUCAAGCGCAGAGCUUCUCAUUGGUUCCCAGAAAUGCGUAUUCAUUUUUGCUACGGGUCGCUCGGGCUCGACGUCGCUUAUGGACGCACUAAACCAGAUUCCACACUACCUAAUUCGUGGAGAGACUUGGGUGGCCCAUGGAAACUUGUUUAGCGCGUACCAGCACUUACGUGAAGCAAGGACUUCCCCAGGACAAGAAUUUUUUCAUUUUGCUAAAAUACGGGAACGCUUUAAAGAUGUUAAGCUGGCGUAUGGGAAGCGUGCGGAGACAACCAGACUGCCCUUCUUUAACGAGUUCUCAGAAGACCGGGUACUUCUGGCGACACGGGCUUACUACACUGUACUGUACGGGCAUUACGGGAAAGACGUCGUCAGCGGGUUCAAGGAAAUCCGGUACGUUUGUGGAGUUUACUUCAACCAAACACGGUGUGAUGAACAUUUCCAGGAGUUUGUCGGUUUCCUCCGAGGCAUGUGUCAUGAUGUAAAGUUUCUUUUCAACACAAGGUUAUCAGCCUCUCUAGAAUCCAACAUCAAACGGUUUCAAAUGUUUGAUAACGUUACCUUCGCUACGGACUUCACCCACCUCCUCAACAAGACCCAUACGCUGUACGACAAUUAUGCCAUGCAACACAGCGAUCACGCAUUCCGGGUUUACAUGGAAGACAUGUUUAACAUCGAGAGGAACGCUACUUUGGCGAGAAACCUGCUCCAGUUCCUCGGGGAGGACACCUCGAUUCCCAUCCGGUUUAACCGCAUGCCAGGAUGGCAGCCAAGCUAUCCCACCCCGUAAAGGGCUGUGUCGAAGGAACUUUAGCAUGGUAUUGAUAAUCACAGCGUCAUCCUGGUGUACCAAGGAGCAUGCACCUGCUUUCAUGCAUGGGCUCUUCAACUUGCAUGUCACGUCACUGGGCGUCCGCGCUUGCUUGGCUAAACCUGAGUGCUCGUUGUCUUGCUUGCCGCCGUUGUACAUAUUGCAUGUUAGGUUUAGGGUGUUGGAUUUACGCAAGCAAUCACGUGAUGUAUGUUUUUACGACCUCACACAGUGCCUACCACACCCACACAGAUAUUUGUGGAAUUAACUAGGGCUUUUUUUGCUCCCUUCCGACACCUCUCACGGAAAUGGCCCGUUUUCACUCGUUACUUGUGGUGCUGCCGGCCUCGGAAGGCGCGGCCUAUUGGCGGAGGAGUACUUACCCGUACAUGUUUGCUCGCAUACUCAGGGCGCAGACAAGAAUGGUACUGGUUCUUCGGUCUGAUAGCUGUACACAGCUUUGCUGUCAGUCAAGGGUGUUCACGUUUAGUCAUGUCCCCCCUAGGAGUUGCCUCCAAGGUUCCGGUAGCUAGCAUAACAUGUCUAUCCGAGUGUUGUCAACGAUGUUUCCCAGGUGUUGGGAGCUGUGCUGCCCUUCAACGGUAUACGACAGCCACAUGCCUUCACUAGGGCAUGUUUGGCAGCAUGCCUGUCAUACACACACACUGGCUGCAAAACCAUACGUUGGUUAUAAUUACUCCAACAGAUACCACAGGCGCAUUUGGUAGUAUAUGUUAAGGUUUUGAGCGGGCGAUGUUUGAGUGGACGUGGUGUGCAUGCUGCCAUUCGGGCCAUUUUUUUGCGCUUCACGCGGAUUGCUGGGGUGAGCAGCGAUGAGCGAACAGGUGAGAAGUAUUAAACCAGACCGAAGCGAUCUCAUGGCCUGCCCGAGUGGAUGUGUGGCAUGGAGGGCUGACGGUGUGUUGGGGUGAUGGGGGAGGUGACGUGGCUGUGCACGAGGGCGGCGCGUGGGUGUCAUGUUCGGGAGGGUCUGCUGGCGGCGUAGGGACAUGCAAGGGGGUUCUUACACGGGCGAGCAAGCGGAAGGCCCAAAUUGUGCCAAUGGGCAGGUUGCACCGGCUAGCCAGGCGUCUGCGGCCCUCAGGGGCAAGCUGUUGUGUUAAGAAUGGUCGCAAUCGUGUUGGCGACCAGGGGGUAUCAGAGGCGUGCACAGAACCUGAAGCUCGGUCCUAUGUAUCAGUUGCC
This is a messenger RNA of Astrephomene gubernaculifera, 2225 nucleotides long. The record is from the annotation of a GenBank genome assembly. NCBI's taxonomy places the organism in Eukaryota, Viridiplantae, Chlorophyta, Chlorophyceae, Chlamydomonadales, Astrephomenaceae.